GUAAGACACUACUUCCGUUUCCGCUUUUGAAAUAGUAGUUUUUGUUGUUAGCAAGCUAAUAGGAAUAAUAACGUACCAAGCGGUAGCUCCUGUAGCAUGCAGCGUCUUUCAGAGCAACUAUCAAUGCUCUCUCACAGGAGGACAGGAGUUCCGUCCAUGGUGUAAAAAAAAAGGUGACAUUUCAUUGGUCUGAACAAAUAACCUGCACCAUGGGGCGAAGGUACUACUGCGACUACUGCGACCGGUCCUUCCAGGACAACAUGCACAACAGGAAAAAACACUUGAACGGUGUUCAGCAUCACAGAGCUAAGAAAGCCUGGUUCGACCAUUUUAGAGACUCUACAGCCAUUCUGUGUGAUGAGCAAGCUAAGAAACCUUGCAGGAAGUUUCUCCAAAGAGGAAUUUGUGAUUUUGGCCCUAACUGCAGGUUUUCUCAUAUGUCCGAAGAGGAGUUGGACAUCUUAAAAAGACAAGUGGAAGAUGAAAACCAGCGGCGAGAAGACGCUGUUGACAGAAUGGAGCCAGGACGAUGUAUAGAAGAAUGGCUGUCAAGAAGGGAAAAGAAACGAUCUGCCGCCAGUAACAAAGGAGAUCUAAAAUCUAAUGAAGACAGUGAAGAGGGUCAAGCAGAAAGUGACAUUCCUCCACAACUCCUCUCCAUUCCUGACCUUCCACCCUCGCUCCUACCUCCUCCUCCGGGUGGGUGGAAAGUCAAAGUGAGCACUGAGUGGGGCUGAGAGACUUUCAUUGCCUGGUUUAAAUCACUGUUAAUUUAAUAGGGGUUUAAGGUUUUCAGUUGACCCUGAAAAGAGUUUUUCCAUUGAGGAGAUCAAUAGAAAUAACAGUUUUGUUUAUUUAGAGUCAGUAUCUGAGUUUAGCCGUAAUAGGCAGAUAUUGAAAACUAACCCUGACAACUGACAUUUUGACAGUGUUGUUUGUUGGCGCAACAAUGACCUGUAUUGUGCCUUGAGACAAAGACAAAGUUUCAUGUCAUGUAGUCCCAAAAGGGACUGCUUUUUUUUUUAUUACUUUAAUUCUGUGCACCGUGGGAUUCGCUGAUUUCGUCACACAGAAACUUGAAACAGUUUCAAGCCCUAAAUAAUAAAGUUAUUAUGGAUUCAUUUUUUA
This is a messenger RNA of Mugil cephalus (flathead mullet), 1128 nucleotides long. It is a transcript of the gene zmat5, whose product is annotated as zinc finger, matrin-type 5. The record is from RefSeq and is a predicted model, not a curated record. Gene Ontology annotation, cellular component: U12-type spliceosomal complex. Gene Ontology annotation, molecular function: zinc ion binding. The transcript has 6 exons. Lineage: Eukaryota; Metazoa; Chordata; Actinopteri; Mugiliformes; Mugilidae. Bases 210 to 737 code for a protein of 175 amino acids.